Molecule: messenger RNA, 5071 nt
Organism: Colius striatus (speckled mousebird)
Lineage: Eukaryota; Metazoa; Chordata; Aves; Coliiformes; Coliidae
Gene: TBC1D30
Product: TBC1 domain family member 30
Exons: 14
Coding region: 638-3241 (867 amino acids)
Cellular component (GO): endoplasmic reticulum
Source: RefSeq, a predicted model, not a curated record
GAGGGGCGGGCGCUGCCAGGGUCGCCCCGCCGCAGGCAGACGGAACGCUGAGGCCGGUCUGGCGUGGGAGGCAGCCUCGGCAGCGGCUCCUCGCUCGGCGCAGCGCACAAGCUCUGGGCAUCACACGAGGCGGCAACGCCACGAGUUCCCCAGAAUGGCCAAGCCUGGGGCGCACCCAGCUUCGCGGCUGCACAGACCUGCCAUCAGCUCUGAUUUUCACGUUGUUUUACGGUGACUUACAGCGGCGUAAUUACAGUCUCUCGGCUGCAUCACUGAGAUUACACCCUACGUUUCCUGACGCCUUUGUUUCAGCCUUCCUCUGAGGAGGCUCGGGGCGCUAGCAGAACCGCGCCGCCGCUCACGGCUGGCGGCACAGCCGACGGCACGGUAGCAACCCCCUGCGGGCCCGGCCCCUCGGCGAGACGAGGCCAGACCGCCCUCCCCGCCCCUCGGCAGGUGCAGCACCCGCCGCCGGCCUCUACCACACCGCGCGGUGCGUGGGGAGGGAGCUGAGCCGCGCGCGGCACGCCUGCCUGCGCGGGAGUGUCCCGCCUCCUUUCCCUGCCCGCCUCCCCCGCGUCUAGCUGUGGAACGGGCCGAGCCCGGAACUCGGAGCUGCCGGUGUCGGCUGAGGAAGAUGGAGGCGGGAGAGCCCGGCCUGGGCGGCAGGGCCGGCAGCAGCGCCGACAGCCUGGCCGAAGAGGAGGAGGAGGAUGAGGACGAGGAGGGAGCUGGCAGCGGCCGGACCAGCCGCACCUCGUCGCUGGUGAGCGGGCUGCUCACCGAGCUCUACAGCGCUGCCGAGGCGGCCGCCCCCGCGGGCACUGCGCGCUCCCGCGUCCUCCGGGAGCUGCACCAGCGGCCGAGCCGGGUCAAGUACUUGCGGCUGAAAGAUGUCGAUGAAUUGACAACUAUAAAACGAGAACUGAAUUACAGAAUUUCUGUUCAAUCAGCGAAGUUGCUUCGUCUUCUGAAACAGAAAGACAGGCUUGUACAGGAAGUCCAGAAGAACUGCGAUAUCAUCACAGCUUGUUUACAGGCCGUUUCCCAGAAACGAUGUGUUGAUACAAAAUUGAAAUUCACUCUUGAACCAUCUUUAGGUCAAAAUGGUUUUCAGCAGUGGCACGAUGCACUCAAAGCAGUUGCCAGGUUGCCGACGGGCAUACCAAAAGAAUGGCGGAGAAAGGUUUGGCUGACCCUGGCUGAUCAGUACUUACACAGUAUAGCCAUUGAUUGGGAUAAAACCAUGCGUUUCACGUUCAAUGAAAGAAGUAAUCCUGAUGAUGACUCUAUGGGCAUCCAGAUAGUAAAGGACCUUCACCGAACUGGUUGCAGUUCUUACUGUGGCCAGGAGGCAGAGCAAGAUCGAGUGGUAUUAAAACGUGUUUUGCUGGCUUAUGCCAGAUGGAAUAAAUCUGUUGGCUAUUGUCAAGGAUUUAACAUACUAGCUGCACUUAUUCUGGAAGUAAUGGAAGGCAAUGAAGGGGAUGCCCUGAAAAUUAUGAUCUACUUAAUUGAUAAGGUGCUUCCUGAUAGCUAUUUUGUCAAUAAUCUCCGUGCUCUCUCUGUGGAUAUGGCUGUUUUCCGAGAUCUGUUACGAAUGAAGCUUCCUGAACUGUCCCAGCACUUGGACACCCUGCAAAGAGCUGCUAACAGAGAAAGUGGAGGAGGCUAUGAACCCCCACUUACAAAUGUCUUCACAAUGCAGUGGUUUCUGACCCUCUUUGCCACUUGUCUGCCUAACCAUACAGUUCUGAAGAUCUGGGAUUCAGUAUUCUUUGAAGGCUCUGAAAUUAUACUGAGAGUAGCUUUGGCUAUCUGGGCAAAAUUAGGAGAGCAAAUAGAGUGCUGUGAAACUGCAGAUGAGUUUUAUAGUACCAUGGGCAAACUGACCCAGGAGAUGCUGGAAGACAGUCUGAUUGACAGCAAUGAACUCAUGCAGACUGUUUAUACCAUGGCUCAGUUUCCCUUCCCACAACUGGCAGAACUAAGGGAAAAAUACACAUACAACAUUACUCCUUUCCCUGCAGCAAUAAAAUCAACUUCACUUUCAGGAAGGCUAGGCAGAACCAGAGACAGUGAUGAGGAGAAUGACCUAGAUGAUGAAGACUCAAUUGUUAAUGCAAUUGGCUGUCUUGGACCAUUAAGUGGGUUUUUGGCACCAGAGCUUCAAAAAUACCAAAAACAGAUGAAAGAUCAGAAUGAAGAACAAAGUCUGGGUUCCAGUAACAUUGCAGAAUUAAGCCCGGGAGCAAUAAACUCUUGCCGAAGCGAGUAUCACGCUGCUUUUAACAGCAUGAUGAUGGAGCGCAUGACCACGGAUAUUAAUGCACUGAAAAAGCAAUAUUCCAGGAUAAAGAAGAAGCAGCAACAGCAGGUUCACCACGUGUACAUCAGAGCAGGAUCUGAAGAUGAUGACCCUGGGAUUUUUUUAGGUCCCAGGGACCAGCUGAACAAUGACAAAGGGCCGGUUACCAGCCUCCUCCCGUCUCAGGUAAACCACUCUCCAGUCAUAAACCACCUCCUUUUAGGAAAGAAGAUGAAACUGAAUAACAGGUCUCUGAAAAACGCUGUUAUUCACAUCCCAAGUCACGCAACAGGGAAGAUGUCCCCUGUUGCUCAGGAAGACCUUAGAACGAAGCUGAACUCCCCGUGGCGCACUCACAUACGAGUGCAUCGGAAGAACAUUGCUCGGGCCAAAGGCCACCUGGGCUACGGGGAUACCAUAGGACUGAUAGAUGAGCAGAGCGAGAGCUGUAAAACAAAUAGUCCUGGGGCAAAGGAGGAGACUUCCAAAGGGCCUGACGAAGGAGAAGGAGAAGGAUGUGGCUUGGAUGACAGGACUGCCGGAGCAGCCGAGCAGCAGACAUCUGAGACAGCCUCUACGGACAGCAGCACGAGUGUGUCAGUGGUUCAGCUAAAACUAGAGGCCCUGGAUCUCACCUCAGAUGACAAAUCUGAGGUUGAGUCCACGUGCCAUCCGUCUGGGCAGCCACGUUUAUCAGAGUCCUCCAGUUCAUCCAGUGACAGUGGAAACCUGGCUAAGUCUCCCCAGCCUGGGAACCCAAAGCCACAAGUUUUCAACCCUUUUCCCAGCGUCAAGCCCCUUCGCAAGUCAGCUACAGCCAGGAAUUUAGGGCUGUAUGGCCCCACUGAAAGAACACCAACUGUACACUUCCCACAGAUGAGCAGAAGUUUCAAUAAGUCUGCCAGCGGCAACAGUGGGACCAGGAAACGGUGAUCUUCUACCCGGAACUUUCUGUUUCUGACAGUAACAAACAUUUCUGUUGCCUUUGGUUGGUGUUUUUUUUUAACGUGUGUGUGCGUCCCAAAGCAUUUCUGAUCUUUAGCUGAUGAGGACAAAAGUGGUUACCAGGUGUAUAAAUAUGUGUCUUAGAAACUUGUGCUCCCGUGUUGUUCUGGGAUAGAUUAGUGAAGAUGCACUCUGGCACCCUCGUGUCGAUUCUGAUGGUUCUGGGGUUAAAUAAACAUUGAUUUGCAGUGCUGAGGAUACCAUUCCUUUGACUCUAACUCGGGCGUAAAAGCACCAGCUGCCUUUAACCCCUCAGCCCCCCACAGCUGCCUCCUGCCUCUUUCCAAGCUCCAAGGACAAAUUGUCUGGUGCAGCCGACACAUGUGUAGCAGUUGUAACUGUUGUGCUGCUCCCCGUUAGACCUCUUGCUCCGCGGGUGGCUGGAGAAGCCAUGGCUGACAGAAGCACAAGCACAAGCAUCGCUCUGUGUCCGACACAACCACUCCCUUGCUGGGCCAUUUGCCUUCAGACGUCCUUGAACAGCAUUUUGUGCUUCUCUUCCCACAGCAGUCCUCUGCUGAUACCAUGUUUGAUACAGAUGUCAUCAGUGAGCAUGAAAGCAGCAGACCUAAGACCAUCCCCAGCACGGGUUUGCUCCUUUUCUGUUACAUAUGUAAGUGCAUUUCUGUUACUGCUGGGAAGUUGCAGCACUGCAAAAUUAGGAACUAGGUACAACUGUAGGUGCAGCUGUAUGGCUGUUACGGCACGUCCUGGCUUCAGUGCAUUUAUCUGUUAUCUAGAUCACAGAGUUGUGAUUAAAAUCAUAUUUGCCAGCUUAGGAGUAGGUAAAAUAUAUGAACGUUCCCAAGUAGUUUAGGGUCUUAAAUUCUAUAAAUAGAGUGAUUAGAUACUUAGGGUGCCACUUACCAUUAGAAGCCAACUCAGCCGCUACAUAAGUGGGGUGGACCGUGGGACUGCCUUGGGCUUCCAAAGCUUGGUGCUGGUCCUGGUGAGAGAGCAACAGCAAAGCAAUAAGCUGAACGUCUACUUACAAAUCAAAAAGCAAAGGUGGUGAACACUAUAGGACAGAUAAGUUUUAGUUUUAAAAAUCUGUGUAUUGAACAGGCAGGCAGAGAAAUUUAAUGUGGACAAUUCAACUUUAGGGUUGCAAAAUCAAGCACUAAAACUCAAGCAAUUCAGGUUGCUCUUAAAAUGGGAGUAUUGACUGUGAUAUGUUACUGUGCUGCUUCCAAGGCUCCCACGACAGCAAAGUGCCAUUGUUUUACACCAGAGUAAAGGCAGUAACGAUGGACCAGCCCCAUGGUAUGUAAUAUCUUACUUCCCCUUUUAAAAUUAUUUGCUAAGUUUGCAAAUUCAUGUGUCAUUGUCUAUUUAUUAAUGUACCCCAUGACCCAUAGGACUUGAUGUCAGUUUUACUGUAUACCAUAACUUAUAAGCUGCACAGUAUACCCUGUUUAUUGUUGUCAGGACAGUUUGAAUCUGUUGUUGUUUUAUACAGGUGUAUGCAUAUGAAAUAAUAGACAAGUAAGAACACUAUAAAUAAACCAGAUGUAAAUCAGCCUUAUUUUCAGGCUAUAGUAGUCUCGUCACAGAUGAUUAUUUAUAGCGCUCAGUACGUUAAAAUACUGUAGAAUUUAGUCACUGAUCACAGACUGUAUGAGAGUUGAUUCUGCCUUGAUUUUGAAGAAAUUGACUUCUCAGAAUUUUCCUGUGGAUCCCCAGUUUUUCUUAGCUUCAGUGUAUCAGGUGGCUGUAUACUGAAUUGGGACAAAUAAAAGAACUGUGGUUCUGCACAAA